GGCGGGCGGGCCAUGGCGGCGGGGCUGGAGGAGGCCUUCGGUGCGGCGGGGGAAUUCGGAGGCGCUCAGCGGCGUCUCACCGCCCUGCUGGUGCUGCUGCAGGUGUACGUGGCGUGUCAGUCCGUGCUCAUCGUGCUGGUUGGCGCGGUGCCCCAGUACCGCGUGGAGCGAGCAGCGGCUGCAGCCGGCGGGGCUCAGCGGGUCCGAUUCCUGAGCAACUUCACCUCCAUCGUGACCGAGUGGUAUCUAAUUGAACAAGAAGCCUACAAAGUGAGCCUUGCAUCAUCCCUGUUUUUUGUUGGAUUGCUUAUUGGAAAUAUUACAUUUGGCCCUUUGUCAGAUAAACUGGGCAGGAAACCAGUAUAUAUCUCAGGUCUAUUUUUUGAUAUCAUUUUUGGGUAUGUCACAGCAUUAGCUCCAAAUUAUGGCAUAUUUGCAGUUUCACGUUUUCUUGUUGGAAUUGUGAAUGGUGGAAUGGCUCUUGUGUCUUUUGUCCUGACACAAGAAUAUGUAGGAAAAUCAUUUUGGUCGUUUACAGGUUCGUUAACUAAUAUGACGUUUGCAGUCGGCAUAGCUGUGUUUGCUUUACUGGGUUACUAUGUAAGAGAGUGGCGCUACCUGGCAUUGGUAUCCAAUACUCUGGGAGUCAUUUUCUUCCUCCUUUCUUUUAUGCUUCCAGAGUCACCACGAUGGCUGUACUCCCAAGGGAAAACUGCAGAAGCUGAAGAUGUGAUGCAAUAUAUUGCCCUUGGUAAUGGGAAAGAAAGACUUAAUCUGAAAUUAAAACCAAGUGCGGGAGCUUUGCGGAAGGAUGAAUCGCCCCCUGGUAUCCUACACUUAAUAAAACACCCAGUGCUGCGGUGGCGAACCGUCGUACUCAUGUACAUCUGGUAUGUCUGCAGCUUUGUGUACUAUGGGCUAACUUUAAAUGCUGGUGAAUUAGGAGGAAAUCUUUAUUUAAAUGUUGCUCUUUAUGGUCUUGUGGAAGUUCCGGCCUUUCCACUCUGCAUGUUCUUUAUUGAGAAAUCUUGGUCUGGAAGGCGUAAAACUAUGAUGUGGUUUCUGGUAUUUGCAGGAUUUGCCUGUAUAUUUACCAUGUUCUUGCAAAAAAAUUCUGGUUUGUUCCUAAGUCCCACCUUGUUGGCUUUGUGUGGAAAAAUGAUGGUCAGCGCUGCUUUCAACAUUGCUUACAUCUAUACAUCUGAACUGUACCCAACAGUGCUGAGAAAUGCUGGCCUGGGGGUCUGUUCCAUGUCCUGCAGAUUUGGGGGCAUUUUGGCUCCAUUUGUGCCAACUAUGAAGUCUCUCAGUCCUUCUGUACCGUUCGUGGUGUUUGGAAUCAGUGGGCUGUCUGCAGGAUUCCUGACCCUCCUCCUCCCAGAAACACUAAAUAAGCCAAUUGCAGAGAGCGUUGAGGAGCUCCAGAAUCCCAAAUACGGAGUGCUUAAAAACGAGAAGGCAGAGCAAACCAGCUAGAAGAAAGCACCUGAGAUUCACAAGUUCUUUCUGUUGUGAAAAAUGAAGCCUCCAUUGAGAAGGUGCUGCAACAGCUUGAAGGACAGAGUCUGGUUGUUUGUAUCUGAGCGGGAGUGUUGGAGCACUCAUGUAUAACGCUAUUUGUAGCACACCGAACAGUUCUACAUGGAGGCCAGCUGAGAAGAUGGAAAAAGCCAAUCAAAGCUUGUGAGGGAAGAGGUGACAAAUCUGUGUGUUAAUGUAAAGAUGUGACAAAACCAUGUUUUGGAUGUUUGGACUUCUAUGUGACUUCUAAAAAUGAAGUAUUCAAUUAAUUCCUGUUACAGAAUAUAAUCGCUAGCUUCAGAUUAAGCUGUAAUGCUGCAAUUGAGCUGAGUCAGUGUAUGUGAUGUCCAAGUUAGAUGGCCUUACAUAUUCACCCAAGCUGCAUUUGUGGAAAGUACAUGUGCCCUGUAUAUGCUAAUUUUCUCUACAGAUUUAUUUGCCUUUAACUUACUGAAUACUUCACAGGGUGAAGAGACCAAGGAUUUUCAUGUGUUGUUGGCUUUGGUAUGUCCAGCUUGAAUAAGAGAGUAAAUUAAUUUCCUUGUGGGAAGAAUUUUUUGAUACAUUUGAGUGUGAAAAGACACUUGAAGUUACAAUAAUGCUGCAUGGGAAAAGCAAUAUCAAACCUUCAAGAGGAAGAAAAGGUACAUCUAAAGGAGAGGAUGAGUGCCUUUUAGUCGAAGGUUAUUUGGUUUAGCUGUACAUGUCGAACUGUCAUGAAUGCAUCAUAAAGUGCAUAAUAUGUGUAUUCCAAUAAAUUUCCCAUAUGGACUGGAUGUUCUUCCAGCACUCACAUGAUGCUCACGUAAAGGCAGAUUGUAUGUGCAUUUAUCUUCUGGGGCUGAAACUGGAUGGUAAACAACCUACAGAGUGGGCUGCAAACCUGUAUCUUCUGAUUGACUUAAUCAACGUUUUUGUGAUGUGAGGAUCAGAACUGAGUUUGUGAAAAUUGUUCCAAAUAAUAUUAAUGCCUUCUGUAGCAGUAGCAUCUAUAACCAUAGCAACUAAUUAUACUUCUUCAAAGGAUAAUUGGUACAGCAGGGAUAUGGUAAAAAAAAAAACAACAAAAAACAGCUUCUGUUACUGCUUUUUUAAUUACAAUAAAUAAAAUUUAUUAUGAAAUAGAACAAUAUCAAGUUGUAUUCCCAAGGCUGAAAAGAGACUGGAACAGGAGGAUCGUGAAGGAUCAUGUGGUAGGAAUCAUUCCUCCUCCCACCUUUGCCAUAUUAAAUGGAUCAGCCUAUACCAGAGCAUUUUUUUCUUGUCAUUUCUUUUGCAUCCUGUAUAAAAAGAAAAGAAAACAAAACCCCACCAACAACCAGGCAAUUAUGAUGGUUUGCAUUUUAAACAUGCUUAUUUCUGCUUUAUUUGACCCAGAAUUAAAGAUCUAUUUGCUCAAGGUAACUUGUGUGAAUGUGGUGGCUUGGUGACCAGAAAGCUGUGGGUCUCAAAAAGAAGUUAAUGAUCUUUCCAGCAGCUGUGGCAUGGUCUCACUUGUGUGUGAUACCUGCAGUUCUUGUGCAUAGGCAGCUGGGUGGUUCUUUGUCUCUAACAUUGGAAAGAGGAUAUGAAGGGAAACAUCAUUUCCCAUUUUUGCUUCUUAUCAGUUCAAUUUAAACAGCUGGUUUACUUUAUAUAUCUUCACCACAUUUUGCUAUCGCUGGAUAAAAAGAUGCUGUUGGCAUGGAGGAUGCUGUAGAGUGUUUUUUCCAUGUGUGUGUCUAAGAGCAGAGAAGUGUUUGUAUAAGUUUGUUAAAUGGAGUUUCAGUUGGACUAACAUGGUUAGUGCAUUAUGUCUUAUAGGGAACUAAAAAAAUCAACUGUUCCUUAUAAUUACUGUGUAUGUCAGAGCACAUCAGAAAAGGCAGCCUUUUUUUGUCAAAUAACCAUUUGGGUUUUUUAGUAUAUAUUUCUGCUUGAAGCUUCUUGCCUUGUAGAAACAAGUUCUUCAUUUACAACAACUUUUUUUCCCAUUAUUUCUAAUGAAGACAAAGCAGAUUUGGGGAGGAAUGCCCUAAUAAAUCCUUUACUCGGUAUGGGACUGUAAUCCACUGCUUUGUGUUUCUCUGUAAGAAGAAUAAAGGGAGCUGAGUUAAUUUAA
This is a messenger RNA of Coturnix japonica (Japanese quail), 3622 nucleotides long. RefSeq names its product solute carrier family 22 member 15-like. Gene Ontology annotation, cellular component: membrane. Gene Ontology annotation, biological process: transmembrane transport. Lineage: Eukaryota; Metazoa; Chordata; Aves; Galliformes; Phasianidae. The record is from RefSeq and is a predicted model, not a curated record. Gene Ontology annotation, molecular function: transmembrane transporter activity.